Molecule: messenger RNA, 1453 nt
Organism: Daphnia carinata
Lineage: Eukaryota; Metazoa; Arthropoda; Branchiopoda; Diplostraca; Daphniidae
Product: thymidine phosphorylase-like
Exons: 11
Coding region: 94-1434 (446 amino acids)
Biological process (GO): pyrimidine nucleoside metabolic process; pyrimidine nucleobase metabolic process
Cellular component (GO): cytosol
Molecular function (GO): 1,4-alpha-oligoglucan phosphorylase activity; pyrimidine-nucleoside phosphorylase activity
Source: RefSeq, a predicted model, not a curated record
GUUGGGAAGAGUUUGUCGACAAGACAACUGAUUUUGGGAAUCUUCGAAUUCAAUUUCCAUUUCAAUUGAAGUAAAUUGUACCUUUUUUUAGUAAUGGAGCGCCACGGUACUAUUCGCAUUCCUGAUCUCAUCCAGAAAAAGAGGGACAAACAUGAACUGGACCCGGAGGAGAUUCGUUAUUUUAUUGGAGAAAUGGUCAAAGGUUGCAUUGAGCAAGUGCAAUUAGGGGCAAUGCUUAUGGCCUGGUACUUCAACGGAAUGUCACCUAAGGAGCUUACCGUCCUCAUCGAUUGCAUGACCCAUUCAGGUGAAACUCUGUCGUGGCCAGAUGAAUGGAAGACCCUUUUGGUAGACAAGCACAGCACUGGCGGUGUAGGCGAUAAAGUUUCGUUAGUGCUGGCACCCGCCUUGGCCGCUUGCGGAUUAAAAGUGCCCAUGAUCUCCGGACGAGGCCUGAGUUUUACUGGCGGUACACUCGAUAAACUCGAAGCAAUUCCAGGGUUCAAUGUUAGUCUAAAUAACGACCAAAUGUGCGAAUGUCUGCGUCACGUGGGAUGCUUUAUCGCAGGACAGACUAAGAGUCUUGUCCCAGCCGACCGCAUAAUGUACGCAGCUCGCGACGUCACAGCAACAGUGGACAACAUCAAUCUUGCAACAGCAUCCAUAAUUUCCAAAAAAGCGGCAGAAAAUAUCAGUGCACUCGUUUUGGAUGUCAAAGUUGGGAGGGCAGCUUUUUUCAAAAACCUAAACGACGCUCGACUUGUCGCUAGAAGUUUGGUAGAAGCAGCGCGGGACCAAGGAAUCAAAACAACAGCCGUUCUCACCACAAUGGACACACCCAUCGGGAUGGCUAUCGGGAACUCGUUAGAAAUUAUGGAAGUGAUUGAAACUUUGCGAGGAAAGGGGCCACCCGAUCUGGUUGAAUUAGUUAAAAUUCAAGGCGGGUUGUUAUUGAAUUCGGUGGGUCGAAUGGACAUGUCGAAAGGGGAGCAGCUAAUCGAAGAGACUCUACAAAACGGGGCGGCUCUUGCUUGUUUUGAAAAAAUGCUGAUUCAUCAAAACGUCGACGUACGAUUGGCUGCUGACUUGUGCUCGGGAGGGCAAACGCUGGCACGAGCCAAAUAUGUGACUGCAAUUCUAUCUCCAUCUUCUGGUCGCGUACUGGACAUAGAUGCCUUAGCUUGCGGUUCCGUUUGCGGUGCACUCGGAGCCGCACGUGCCCGGGCAUCGGAUGUGAUCCUUUCAGCCGUUGGGAUCGAGUUACUUGUCACUGUUGGACAAUCCAUCACUCAAGGACAGCCUUGGGCAAAACUGCAUCAUGAAGAUCAGUCAGUCGCUUCUGAGCUUUUGAUCAAGUUGCAAAACGCAGUCGUUGUCGGAGAGGCGAACAAUGCCCUUGUCCCGACAAGUAGGAUUUUAGAAAUAGUACAGUAAUGAAAAGAAAAAUAACAAG